CUUCCCUUCCCAACACACACGACUUCACCUGAACCAAUUCCGAUCAGAUUCUUUCGUUCUUCUACAUUUGUUUGUUGCUGGGUUGGUUGGUUGUUAUUGUUACAGCGAAAGAGAAAACUUUGUUUAUCCACUCAUAGAUAACACUCGUAUGAAAGUCAGCAUAUCAAGCGUAUUGUUUUGACCAGAUGAAAUAUUGUGACAAUGAACUAGAAAGAUCUAAAAAAAAAAAAUGAUUUUUUUUUUAUUUGAUUCCACUACACUCUUAUUAGCAGAAGCACCACUGAAACCUGGGAUUUUAGAUUUGUGCUGAAUGAGUUACUUCCCUUCAAGUUAACUUAUGUUUGGUUGUUUCUCGGUGCAUUUUAAACAGCCUAAGACUAUCCAAGUCGAUAAAAUGACAAAUUAAAGUUGGGUUUUUUUUAUCCAGUAUGCAGGCAAUAUAUUGCAACUGAGAAAUGCCAGUUGUGUCAAGGAAGUAUGUAUAAUAGGUUUUUAAUCUAUUGUAAAAUAUUUCAAAUCUGAGAUGAUAUAUUCAUUUGGUUUCAGGUAUUUGUUUUAACAAAAGCAAGAAAGAAAAACAAGCAACUCACUGCUUUAGUGAUCGAAAUAUCUGAGAAGUCCAUUGAAUAAAGUUUGUGUAAUGUUCUAGAACAAAUUUGAUGGCCAUCAUGGAAGAAAAUGUUAGUAUUGAAGACAAAACUGAUACAAAACCAAUAUUGUAUGAUGGAAUAGUUUCAGCUCUUUCUGAGCCAAACCACUGUGCCAAAACCUUGUUUGAUACUAGUGAUGUAAAACCAGACAUUUGUAAAAUAUCAUCCACUACUCAAAGUUUCAAAGUGAAAUCACAUACUAAAAAUCACCAGAAUAAUGAGAAACGUUUUUUUUGCAAGAUAUGUGAUAAAAACUGUUCCACAUCAUCUGGACUAAAAAUUCAUUUAAGGAAACACACAGGUGAGAAGCCGUUCCAUUGCCUGAUUUGUGAGAAAAGCUUUGCAACAAGUUUUGUUUUGAAGAAACAUAUCAGGACCCACACUGGAGAAAAGCCAUUCCACUGUGAGGUAUGCAGCAAAAACUUUUCCACACGAUCAGGUCUCAAAGAACACCAUAGAACUCAUACAGGAGAAAGACCCUACCAUUGUGAUGUGUGUGGGAAAAACUUCUCACACCAUUAUACAUUGAAAGUACAUUUAAGUUCACACAGCGGGGAGAAACUAUUUCAGUGCAACCUCUGUGGUAAGAGAUUUUCAACUAAUUCCAAACUAAAGAUGCAUAUUCGAAUCCACACAGGAGAGAAACCUUAUUCUUGCAGUUUGUGUGGUCACGGUUUCUCUACUAAUUCUAAGUUAAAGGUUCAUGUAAGAACUCACACUGGAGAGAAACCAUUCCAGUGUGAGAUAUGUGGCAGAAAUGUUUCUACCAAUUCUGAGUUGAAAAAACAUGCAAGAAUACACAGUGGUGAGAAACCAUUUCAUUGUGAGGUAUGUAGUAAGAAUUUCUUAUCCAGUUCUGAACUCAAAGUUCAUACAAGGACUCAUACUGGAGAGAAACCAUUUCAUUGUGAAAUAUGUAGUAAAGAUGUCUCCACUAGCUCAGGACUAAGGGAACAUAUGAAAACCCAUACAGGUGAGAAACCGUUUCAUUGUGAGGUGUGUGGUAAAAGUUUUUCUCAACGCUUUAAACUGAAAUUGCACUCAGCUACACAUACUGGUGAGAAAUUCUUCCCUUGUAGUGUAUGUGACAGAAAAUUCUCAACUAAUUUUGAUCUGAAAAUGCAUACAAGGAUUCAUACUGGCGAAAAACCUUUUUGCUGUGAGGUGUGUGGUAAAGGCUUUUCAGCUAGGUAUAAAGUGAAAGUACAUUCUAGAAUUCAUACUGGAGAGAAACCAUUCCAUUGUGAAAUCUGUGGUAAAAAUGUUUCCACUAGUUCCGAACUGAAAGUACAUAUCAGGAGACACACGGGAGAGAAGCCUUUCCAUUGUGAUGUGUGUGGUAAAGAUUUUUCAAUUAGUUCAGAACUGAAGGUGCAUAAGCGAACUCAUAGUGGAGAAAAACCAUUCAUUUGUGAAAUAUGCACGAAAAGCUUUUCUACGAGUUGUGGCUUAAAGGUACACAUCAGAACUCAUACAGGAGAAAGACCGUUUCAUUGUGAUAUCUGUAGUAAAGGUUUCUCCUUGUGUUCGUAUCUGAAAAAACAUGCUAAAACCCAUACAGGGGAAAAACCAUUUCAUUGUGAUAUUUGUGGUAAAAAAUUCUCCUCAAACAUUGGACUAAAGGGACAUGCUAGACUUCACAGCGGAGAAAAGCCUUUUUACUGUGAUACAUGUGACAAGAGGUUUUCUUAUUAUAAUUCAUUACAGAUACAUAUGAAGAGACAUGCUGCUGUUAUUAACAAUACUUCAUGAUUGUAUCUGUUGUCUGUCUUGAUUGAUUUUUACAACAAUCUUAAUAGAAAUGUAGGAAAGAAUGAAAAUUUUCUUCUAUAUUUUUUUAUUUAAGUUAAUAAUAUGGUGACAUUACCUUCCCUUUUAUGGAUCAUGUUACUUUCUUAUUGUUUUCAUUGUAUCUACCUCAUUUAGUUCUUUGACCUAUAUUUUCUUGUAUGUAUCUUAUUUUGUUGACUGUACUGGGCCACAUUUCAAGUUAAGUAAUACACACAUUAGUUACUGAGUAGUUCACCCUGUUAUUGAAACAGUGAGCUGCAUCAAGUCAUAGCACCUAUUAUAAUUGUUGCUAUGCAAUUCCACUCUUUUAUUAUAUUAUCCCAGUUAACUCUGCUUUAGGACACAUAUUUACAUAACUUACAACACAGUGGUAGCCUCGCAUGUUUCACAAUAAUUUUUUUCAGACUUUUGCACAUUUCUCUACACUAGAACCUUACUAUACACUUUGUCAUAUAGUGUGGUACCUCCUUUACGACUAGGUGAACUGGGGCUGUAAGACACACCCCGCCUUAUCUCAUUUCAACUAGAUGGACUGCACUUCCACAUGGUACCUAUUUACAUUUAGGUUGACUGUACCUUCCUAUUGUAACUGUUUCAAAGCCAGAUGAACUGGUAACUUGACGUGGUACCCCAUUUGAAGUUAAAUGGACUGGGCCAGCAGAAUUUCUUGAAUUGGUGACUCGAUACAGCACUGGUACUUGUAUUUCUUCAAUAGAUGCCUUCCCCACUGAGCAUCCAAGGGGCAGAGGUUAGGUCAGCUAGUUUUAUUACAUUCUAGCAAUCAACAUGAAGUCACUAUUAACGAACUGCAGUCAUGUAUUCAGUUACCCACCAACAACAACAGAGGCCUGCCAUGGAGUGUUGCAUUCAUGGCAGCAUGGAUGAAGACUUUUGUUGGAAUGUUGACUUUAAUAGACAAUGACAAUGAAUUGUGCCAACAGAUCACCUGGGGAAUGUUAUCUCUGAUAGACUGAUGCCAUAUCCUAUGAAUGAGUUAGCUCUCAUUCAUUUAACAUACUAAAACAAGAGCUCUCUUUACUCUUUACUCUUUUACUUGUUUCAGUUAUUUGACUGCGGCCAUGCUGGAGCACCGCCUUUAAUCGAGUAACUUGACCCCGGGACUUAUUCUUUUGUAAGCCCAGUACUU
Messenger RNA from Octopus sinensis (East Asian common octopus), 3588 nucleotides. RefSeq names its product gastrula zinc finger protein XlCGF57.1-like. The record is from RefSeq and is a predicted model, not a curated record. The transcript has 2 exons. NCBI's taxonomy places the organism in Eukaryota, Metazoa, Mollusca, Cephalopoda, Octopoda, Octopodidae. Bases 660 to 2402 code for a protein of 580 amino acids. Gene Ontology annotation, molecular function: RNA polymerase II cis-regulatory region sequence-specific DNA binding; DNA-binding transcription factor activity. Gene Ontology annotation, biological process: regulation of transcription by RNA polymerase II.